This is a messenger RNA of Annulohypoxylon maeteangense, 1299 nucleotides long. RefSeq lists its product as uncharacterized. NCBI's taxonomy places the organism in Eukaryota, Fungi, Ascomycota, Sordariomycetes, Xylariales, Hypoxylaceae. The transcript has 2 exons. Bases 361 to 1101 code for a protein of 246 amino acids. The record is from RefSeq and is a predicted model, not a curated record.
CAACUUUUCCAAUUUUGCUACAUGAUUACCAGAACCUUGAACUAAUUCGACAAUUCCCUUACACCAUUCACGCAUCGUUCGAGCCACCGCAUUCGUUUCAUCUUGCGUGCUUUCCAUGGCAGGGACCGGCGAAGGCGACAAAUCAUAAUCAAGUCUUUCUCAAUUGCACGUCUGUAUUCAACAAAUUCGUGUUUAAUAAUUCGGCAAUCCUAAAAUCCGAGUGCAUCUCUCGAACCGAAGAAAAAUCGACCAUUUAUUUUCCGACCAGUGUACCCGUCUUGUUGAUUGCGCGCACCCGUCAGCAAUCCGUACGACUCGAGGUGUCGCGAUCGAUCACCCUUCUUUUUGUUGCAAUCAAUCAUGCCGGACGUGAAGUCCCUUUCUACCAGCGGAGAUCAAGGAGCUAGGGAAGAGGCGGUGCCAGCAACUCAGCCUGUCAGCGACGUCGAGAUGGAAGAUUUAUCCAAGACCGAACCCAAACCUACCAACACAGAGGUCAAUGCAGACGUCUCAAAUACCGAAGAUCAAGACACCGAAGCUGCGCUCACUCCAAUACCUGUACCAGACAAGGACCCUCCAGUCGGGGAGUCAGCUACAUCAAAAGCCCGUGGCAAGGCUCCCGCUAGCGGUGAUGACGACCAUGAGCUCACGAUAGAUCCCGUCGAUCCUGCAAGCAAUCCUGCUGAAAGCGGUGAUCUCGCAGUUGAUAUUAUGCUUCUCUUAACCUCCGGUGCGCGCCAUCCAUUUCGGAUCGACGAAAAAUAUUUAUCGAAACGCAAUGUGACUGUGACGGGCAAGACGGAGGAUGGCAAGAUGGAUCCAUUCAGCAUCACAGUCUACACACUUAAAGAAUUGAUACUAAGAGAUUGGAGGAAAGAAUGGGACCAUCCACCGAGGGAACCUAGUGCCAUAAGACUCAUUCACUUUGGCAAAAUGCUUGAAGAUCGCAAUCAACUUAAUCAUUACCAUUUCAGUGUCCAACGAAACGUCGUCCAUAUGACUAUCAAACCCCAGGACCUGAUAGACGAGGAAGAGGCAGCCAAGAAGGUCAAGGAUGCCGGGAGUCAUCGUGGCCGUAGCGGAUGCUGCGUUAUCUUAUGAUCUGGUCCUCUUUAGCAUCUCCUGCUACUUGACAAGCGAACUAUUUUUCGAUGCGGCGGCAUCACAUCCUGUUCUAGAACCGCCCGAAUGACUUGGGGGAAAUAUAGGCAAGACGGGCAAUUGGCAUCUAUGUGUGGAAAUGAUUGCGGAUUCUGGGCAUAGGGCGGCGUGAUAGGUCUUGAUUUUUUUCCUUUAAGC